Molecule: messenger RNA, 1506 nt
Organism: Arctia plantaginis
Lineage: Eukaryota; Metazoa; Arthropoda; Insecta; Lepidoptera; Erebidae
Source: the annotation of a GenBank genome assembly
AUGCAUUGGUGCCAAGUGGUCGUGCUCGGCGCUUAUCUAAGCGUGUCGUGGUGCGCAGAAGACUGGACUUUUCCAGCAGGAUUUAAAUUUGGAGCAGGAACCUCUGCGUAUCAAAUAGAGGGCGCUUGGAAUGUCAGCGAUAAAGGAGAAAAUAUCUGGGAUAGAUUCAUUCACAGCGACCCAAGGAGGGUCUCGGAUCUCUCCAAUGGUGAUGUGGCUUCUGACUCUUACCACUUAUAUGAGACAGACAUCGAGAAAGCAGCAGAACUAGGUUUACAUUUUUACAGAUUCUCAAUAUCGUGGUCUCGCUUGCUCCCGAGUGGUUUCCCCAACCACAUCAGUGAAGACGGCAAGAGGUAUUAUAAUAAUCUGAUUGACGGUCUGCUAGCGAAAGGAAUCGAACCUAUGGUCACUUUGUAUCAUUGGGAUCUUCCUCAAACUCUGCAAGAUCUCGGUGGCUGGACCAACCCAUUGAUAGCCAACUGGUUUGCUGACUACGCGCGAGUAGUGUUCCGUCUAUACGGUGACCGAGUGAAGACCUGGCUGACCAUCAAUGAGCCACUGAUUGUUUGUGAUGCGUCGUACAACCUUGGCAUCCUUGCACCAGGGAUUCGUCAUCCAGACGCGUUCUAUCUGUGCAACAAGAUCGUUCUGUUGGCUCAUGCUAAGGCGUACAGAGUGUAUGAAAAAGAAUUUAAAGAUAAAUAUCAUGGCGAAGUAUCAAUAGUAAACCAAUUACUAUGGUUUGAGCCUGAAAGUGAAGAUGACGUGGAAACGGCAGAAUUGGCGCUUCAAUAUGGUGCAGGACGAUUCUCCCACGCUAUAUAUUCCAAAGAAGGCGGUUGGCCACCAGCUAUAGAGAAGAUAAUAGAAGAAAAUAGCAGAAAGAUGAAAUACUCCAAGUCUAUAAUGCCAGCGUUUACUCAAGAAGAAAUCGAACUUGUUAGAGGGACAUAUGACUUUUACGCGAUGAAUUAUUAUACAGCCCGCACGGUUCGCAAAGCAAAAGACGAUGAGCAACUAGGACCGUGGCCACUGAAAGAUAUUUCUGAUUUGAAAAUGGUGACAGGAGUACGUCCAGAAUGGCCCAAGACGGUGUCACGUAUAUACCUGGUUCAUCCCCCAGGCAUACGUCGAAUGCUGGUAUGGCUUAAGGAACAUUAUGGAGAUAUGAAGUUCCUCAUCACUGAGAACGGGUACCCUACUGAAGGAGGCCUCGAUGAUCAAGACAGGAUAGAAUAUUAUCAAGCCCACUUGAAACAGCUCCUACUGGCCAUCAAAGAAGACAAAAUCAAUCUAACACACUAUACAGCUUGGUCACUACUGGAUAACAUGGAAUGGAUAGCAGGAUACAAGCAUAAAUUCGGGCUCUACGAAGUCGAUUUUGCAGAUCCUCAACGCAAACGCACGCCUCGUGCCUCAGCUCGUUAUUACGCUAACGUUAUAAAAGCAAACUCGCUUAAUGUGCCAAUGGAGAAAGUGCAAGAUUCAAAACAAGAACUGUAA